AUGGCAGCCACGGCGUUGGCCGCGCGUACCCGGCAGGCCGUCUGGAGCGUCUGGGCAAUGCAAGGCCGAGGCUUUGGCUCGGAACAGGGAGAUAAUGUUAGGUCCAGUGCGGGCGCGGUCCGGGACGCCGGUGGGGCCUUCGGAAAAAGAGAGCAGGCCGAAGAGGAACGAUACUUCCGAGCUCGUGCUAAAGAACAGCUGGCCGCCUUGAAGAAACACCAUGAAAAUGAGAUCUCUCAUCAUGCAAAGGAGAUUGAGCGCCUGCAGAAAGAAAUUGAGCGGCAUAAGCAGUCGAUCAAGAAACUAAAACAGAGUGAGGAUGACGACUAA
Molecule: messenger RNA, 330 nt
Organism: Rangifer tarandus platyrhynchus (Svalbard reindeer)
Lineage: Eukaryota; Metazoa; Chordata; Mammalia; Artiodactyla; Cervidae
Source: the annotation of a GenBank genome assembly